GAUGGGGUAACAGGUGGCUUCCUUCCUUCCCACUGUAAGGAACUAAAAACAGCAUAAAAUAUAUGAAAAACUGUUUUCAGGCCUUGGACAACAGGCAGCUCAGGACUGUGAUUCCUGAAAAGAAAAACAACGUAAGCUGAGUCCUACGAUUGCAUGAGAGACCAGCGCAGUGCCGGGGUCACUGAGGCCAGCAGCUUGCUGGGGGGCUCACCGCGGCGUCCCUGUGGCCGGAAGGGCUCCCCAUAUCACACGGGCCAGCUGCAUCCUGCGGUGCGUGUGGCCGACCUCCUGCAGCACAUCAACCAGAUGAAGACGGCCGAGGGCUAUGGCUUCAAGCAGGAGUACGAGGUGCGGGGCCCCAGUCCAGCCAGGACCCCUCGCCAGGGCCUCGCCGGGCUCCUGCAUGCUGUGGACCCUGACCCUGGUCUGACCUCACCCCUACUCUGAUCAGCUAAUUCCUUUUGGCCUUCACCCUGAACCCUCAACCCCAACCCAAUCUGACCUGGACUCUGACUCUCAGGCUUAGGCUGUUUUGAACUUGGACCUUGGAUCUCAAUCCAGUCUCCAUGAGAAUGUCGACCAUGACCCCUAAUUAUACCAAUCCUAGUGUGACCCUGACUGUAACUUCUGGAUUUUGACCUGAAACCUCAUCCUAAUACUUCCCUGAUUUUUACUCUAAUCCUAAACCUGAUCCUUCUCUGAUAAUUUCUCUGAACUUGACCUUCUUCCCAACCCCAUCACUUCCCCCCUAACCCUCUACUUUGGUUUUGAACCCCACUUCCUUGAUGAUUAAAGGGAAAUGCAGUCAUUGACCUCAA
Messenger RNA from Callorhinus ursinus (northern fur seal), 818 nucleotides. Its product is annotated as receptor-type tyrosine-protein phosphatase U-like. The record is from RefSeq and is a predicted model, not a curated record. NCBI's taxonomy places the organism in Eukaryota, Metazoa, Chordata, Mammalia, Carnivora, Otariidae.